CUUGUGGGCUGCCGUAAUUGUCGUUUUGGCUAAACUGGUCAGCGGAGAGGCUAACGGGUUACGGAAGGCGAGGAGAGCGCGGCGCGGCUUUCGCAUCGAAAAUGUCGAGCGGAGUGGGAAAACACAAAAUGAUGUCCCUGGGACCAACAGAACCAUGGUCCAUCCGGGAGAAACUGUGCCUUGCAUCCUCUGUGAUGAGAAGUGGAGAUCAAAAUUGGGUGUCCGUCAGCAGAGCUAUCAAGCCAUUUUCAGAGUCUGGACGUCCUCCGGACUGGUUUUCUCAGAAGCACUGUGCCUCUCAAUAUUCAGAGCUGUUGGAGACCACUGAAGCCCCUAAGCGCAAGCGUGGUGAAAAAGGAGAGGUGGUGGAGACUAUUGAGGAUGUUAUUGUGCGCAGGCUGACUACUGAGAGGAUUGAUGAGCUCAAGAAGCUCCUCAAAGACACUCAGGAGAAAUACAGAAAACUGAAGAAGGAAGUAGAUUUGAUUCAGGCAGGUCACAUGGACUCCAAACUGGAGGAGUUAUGGGGGGAUAUUGAACAAAAGAAGAAGCAGGAGGAGGAUGAGGCUGAGCAGAAGAGGAGAGCAACAGAGGCGGCCUAUCAGGCACGUCAGGCAGCUAAAAACACACCAAAGAGGCUCCCAAGUGUCACUGUCCGGUCUCCACUAGGGGCCAGUUCACCCAGCAUGGACCUUCCACUUCCUGAUACCCCUCAGCCUUUAACAGAGGAGUCCUGUCCCAGUCCUUUGACUCAAGGAGUGACCGUGUUUGUGCCGAUGUCUGAGCCAGCUGGGCCAGGACCUAAAGAGGGAAGCCUGGGUGCUGUUGUAGAAGAAUCCCCUCAAAAAAAGCUCCUUAAUCAGAAGGCCACACCACCGCCCUCCCCUUUACUGUCUGAACUGCUGAAGAAAGGCAAUCUCCUAUCUGCUAGCCCCAGACUGUUUUUACAAGUGGAGGCAUUUUUGGCAAAGCAAAAGCAUGAUGUGGUGGAGGGAGAGGCUGCUGUGGCUCUCAGUAACGGUGCUCAUGGGGUGGAGGUUCACACCUCCUCGACUGGUCUUCCAUCUGGUCAUGAAGUAUCUGCAGAUGCGCCCACGUUAUCCCGUCUGUUGGAGUGCUCACCCACAGUCCAGAUGCCAGCCAGCACUGAGCCCCCUAAUCCCCCCACUGUAGCCCCCCCUGCUCCAGGACACCACUUUAUACCCAGCACAGGAGCAUCAGUAGCAGAGUGUUCUGGUCCUGAGACAAUGCUGGCGGUGCAGACCGACUCCGAACAGACAGAGGGCCGAGAGGGAGAGCUGGUCGAGGAGAACCUCGUGGCUGUGUCUUACAUGGGGGAUGAACUGGACCUGGAGACUGUGGGGGAUAUCAUUGCUAUUAUUGAAGAGAAGGUGGAUGAAUCAGUGGAGGUGUUGGAUGCGGCCGCAGUGGAGGCUGCGCUCUCUCUGUGUGAGGAAGCCGUGGCUGGGGGCCAUGCUCUUUCUGACCCCUGGGAGCACCAGGCCUUUAAAACAGUCGAGCCAGAGCCUAGCCUAGUUACCCCACAGCCUAGAGUUACUGCUGAGGUCCCGGCAAGUUUGCCCAUCCCAGAGCCUCAGGAGGUAGAGCCAGCCAUGCCGCUAGAAGACGCUGGGGAAUCUGGGACAACCGAGGGGCCGCUUGGUGACUCUGAGCCUGCGGCCCCACCAGAGACGACGGUACAAACGCAGGAGCCUGAACAGCGACCACCUGAAGAGAAAGAAGGAGAGCAAGAAGCAAUAAAGGAGGAGGAGCCAACAGCGAACAGAACACCCUGCCCUUCAGUGAAGGCUGAAAGUGAAGAGUGGGCUCAACCUGAGACUGAAACUCCCUGCCUCGACUCGGAGGACAGCUCAGCAUCAGGGAGAGAACAGAAGGUGAAGGAAGAGGAUGGAGGGAGUGAAGUGGAUGGAGAUGAAGGGAUGGAGAUGAAAGAGUGUGGAGAGGGUCCGUAUCUCUCAGAAGUGGACCCUCCAGCCAGUGAGAGUGAGGAUGGGUAUGGCACCAACUCCCAGCGAUACACCACUGCAGACUCCACCGCCAGCAGCCCUGCCUCCUCUCAGUUUUCCAUAUGCAGUGAGGAUCAAGAGGCUUUGCAGGCUCAAAAGAUUUGGAAGAAAGCUAUCAUGCUGGUGUGGCGGGCAGCAGCCAAUCACAGGUACGCAAGUGUAUUUCUACAGCCUGUGUCUGAUGACAUCGCUCCUGGGUACCACAGCAUUGUCCACAGGCCCAUGGACCUGUCAGCGAUCAAGAAGAACAUUGAGACGGGGCAGAUCCGCACGACGGCAGAGUUCCAGCGGGACAUCAUGCUGAUGUUCCAGAAUGCAGUGAUGUACAACAGCUCAGAUCAUGAUGUUUACCACAUGGCUCUGGAGAUGCAGCGAGAUGUCCUGGAGCAGAUCCAGCAGUUCCUGGCUACCCAGCUCAUCAUGCAGACCUCAGAGUCCGGCAUAAGUGCCAAAAGUCUGAGAGGGCGUGAGGCUAACCGCAAACAGGACCCCAACGACAAGACCCUGAGCCCAGCACACAAAGAUGCACAUUUAGAGCCAGAACCAGCUGCCAUGCCCAGAAGGAAAAGAAACAACUCCAAACAAGAUACUAUGGAAAAGGACAGUCUCCCCAUGGCCUCUCCUGCUUUCCUUCUCUCUCUUUUUGAUGGAGGCACCAGGGGGCGCCGCAGCGCCAUAGAAGCUGACAUGAAGAUGAAGAAAUGAAGAGAAGUGGUGGAUAGAAAACUUCAAAACCAACAAGGCUCUAAGGGCUAGACUUCCUUGCCCAAAUCAAUCCUGGCUGUGAAUUAAACUGGAGUUAAAAAGGACCAGAUAAGCUGAGAACAGAGCUCUGAGACCAGUGCUCUGAUCUUAAGCAGAGCAACACUUGGUUAUUCUAAUAUGUUCAGUUGAGGAAAAACUCAUAUUUAAGGCUUGAAGCUUAGUUUUUGGGAUGUUCGAUAUGAUAAUCAGCCUUUAUGCUUUAAGCAGGAAUGUACAACUCCCAUCAUCGCCACAUCGUCACAACGUCUGAAUGUUCCUCAGCGUGCAGUAGCACCUGGAAUGCGCCGCUGAAGUUGUCUCAGUUUGAAGGGACUUGGUGUCGGCUGCAGAAGAAAUAUCACGUGGGUCAGUGUUCUAGGAUGCACGUGGGUUCCGUGCUCAGAAAAAGAUUGGUUCUCGAUCACAUUUGUGUGUGGAGGUGUUUUAAAAGGUGUUUGUAGCAUUGAUUAGAUGUGUGGUUCGAACCAAUGGAACUUUGAAGACAGAACACAACACUCAACACUAGCAUGUGUGAAGGAUGAAAAUGUUCUAACAUAAUGUCAAUUAGGGAAUGACAUUCUAGAACAAUGAAAGUCUGAAAACAAUUUAAGAGCAGCAUGGUUGAGAACAUUCUCGAAGGGUAUGGAAGUCUGUAAGCAUUCUAAAAACAUCAGUUUUUUCAACAUUCUAGAACAGUAUUUAUGUCUGAAUGCAUCCUAAGAACAUCACAGUUCAGAACAUUCUAGAAGGCUGAAAGAAUCAUAAGAACAGCGUAAUUGAAAAUUUCUAGAAUUGUACGGAAAUUCUAAAUAAUUCUAAGAGUAGCGUGAUUAAGAACAUUCUAGAGUGGUAUUGACAUCUACAAGCAUUCUAAGAACACAAUGAUUUAGAAUAUUCUAGAAAUGGUAUGGAAGGCUAAAAGAAUUUCAAAAACAGCAUAACUGAAAAUAUUCUAGAACCGUAAAGAAAUCAAAAUAAUUAUAACAGCAGGAUGAUUAAUAUGACAUUCUAUAAUGGUAUUAAAGUCAGAAAGCAUUCUAUGAACAAAGUUCAGAGAUCAUUCAUCCUAGAAUGGCAUUGAGGCCGAAAGCAUUCUAAGAACAUCACAGUUCAGAACAUUCUAGAACAGUAUUUAAGUCUAAAGGCAUUAUAAGAUCAUCACAGUUUGGAACAUUUUUAGAAUGGUAUUGAGAUCUAACAGCAUUCUAAGAACAUCCCAGUUCAGAACAUUCUAAAAGGCUGAAAGAAUACUAAGAACAGCAUAAUUGAAAAUAUUCCAGAAUUGUACUGAAAUCCAAAAUAAGCAUGAUUUAAGAAAAUUCUACAAUGGUAUUGAUCUCUAAAAGCAACAAUGGUUUAGAAUAUUCUAGAAUGGUAUGGAAGACUGAAAGACUUCUAAAAACAGCUGAAAACAUUUUACAAUUGUAGAGAAAUCUAAAGUAAUUCUAACAACAGCAUGAUUAAUAAAACAUUUAAGUCAGAAGGUAUUCUAAGGACAUUAAAGUUCAGAACAUUCUAGAAUGGUAUGAAAGUCCAAAAGAAUUCUAAGUGCAUAAAGAUUGAUUGAGUACAAAAAUCCAAAGAACUGUGAGAACAUCAUGAUUUGAACCAUACUAGAAUUAUAAGAAAACUGAAAGCAUUCUAAGAACAGCAUGAUUGAGAUCAUUCUAGUGGUAUGAGUCAUGUGGGAAUGGAUGGAUAUAUAAGAACAUUCUAGAACUCUUUGAAAGGAGGAGAGCAUUGGGUUUGUUGGGUCACUGUGCUCUGAUCUUUUAAAGGAUGGUGUGAAGCGGUUCUUGCUGAAGCUACUGUCUGUAGUACUUCUAUGUUAAAUCAAAGUAAACGUGAAUUGUCUGUCAACCAAUGCAGCUAAAAUGUGAGUAGGAGAGCAUGGAGUUGAAGUUAAAACGUGUCUGCUGGAUAAAUUAUUUGAUCAAACUGAUUGUAGCUUUAACAGUGUAGAAAUGGAAGGUGUUUAUUUACCCAAGUGUAGUUCAUAUCUCGAGGUGAAUUACAUGUAAACGAUCCUUUUCUACUUGUUUUAAUUUGUGAGUUAAUAAAAUAUUGGAAUUCA
Astyanax mexicanus (Mexican tetra) is the source of this 4845-nucleotide messenger RNA. It is a transcript of the gene brd8b, whose product is annotated as bromodomain containing 8b. Gene Ontology annotation, cellular component: NuA4 histone acetyltransferase complex. Gene Ontology annotation, molecular function: protein binding. Lineage: Eukaryota; Metazoa; Chordata; Actinopteri; Characiformes; Acestrorhamphidae. The record is from RefSeq and is a predicted model, not a curated record. Bases 102 to 2732 code for a protein of 876 amino acids. The transcript is spliced from 21 exons.